AUGAAUCGAUUUGCCGUGGACGCAGACAGUGAUGGGGGCUGGGUCAGUAGGACCUUUGAUGGCAAGCGUGCAAAAGAUAAGGAAUUGAGAGAAUGGGUGUUUGGCUAUGGGGGUCUUCUUGAGAUGUUGACAGUUGGAACAUGGGAUAAAGUGCUGAGAUACUCAACACCAUUAUUUCAAAUGGCAGAAGGGUUUUGCUCUCUUUUGGUCAUCCAGGCAGCUGGUCAAAUCACAAGAUACCUUGUAAAUCGCAGAAGUGAUACAUGGAUGAUUGGGCUACUUGUGCUAUCAGCAUCAAUUAUUUCAAGCGCUGUCUAUUUCUUGCUCCGCAUUACCGGAUUUCCACAGAUCAGCAACGUCGAUGCUACACUUAUAGGCAUUACUAUGACUUGUGCAGUCUUUCUGUGUGCAUGGGGUAUUGGAAGUGGUAGAGGAAAUCCAGUGGAAAGCUCCCUACUGUUCGCUUAUUGCACACUUUGCAUAUACCAAAUAUUCACAGACUACCUUCCAUCGGUCACGGAUGAGAUCCCUCAAGCGCCGGUGCAACCAGACUUUCCACCAUUUCCUCCUAUCAUCAUGGCUUCGUACUCGACUCUUUUGCAUGUUUUGUCAACAUUGCCAUCUUUUGUACAUUCGAGCUUCUACUUCCUUUACGCAGCUUUCCAGACCAUCACUCCAUCUAUUCUUAUAUCUCUCGCGUUCCGAGUGUUUGUAUUCUAUGCAGCGACCCGGAUAAUACCAGCAAUCCGUGAGUCUGGUGCUGGAGCUCUAUCUCAUGAUCCAGGUCUUGACGACAAUGACGGAGAGGGCAAAAUCUUAGGGCUACUUAGCUGGUUUAGCCCCUCAAUUUUGAUAGCUGUUUAUACUAGCUUGCUAAUGCAACAUUUCUCUUCUGUCACUUCCGAGGGAAAUAUGGGCGAAUGGUGGAUGAUGCAAGGUGGUAAUACUGGUGGCAAUAUCUGGCGAUGGAUUAAUGUGUCAGCAACCAUGGCUCUUUAUGCAUUGGAGCUCUACUUGGCCAAGGAAGAUAUGGACGGAUCCCUUACUGGGCAUUGGAAAAUUGAUUGA
Molecule: messenger RNA, 1068 nt
Organism: Sclerotinia sclerotiorum 1980 UF-70
Lineage: Eukaryota; Fungi; Ascomycota; Leotiomycetes; Helotiales; Sclerotiniaceae
Exons: 3
Coding region: 1-1068 (355 amino acids)
Biological process (GO): endoplasmic reticulum inheritance; septin ring assembly
Cellular component (GO): cortical endoplasmic reticulum; endoplasmic reticulum membrane; perinuclear endoplasmic reticulum
Source: RefSeq, a predicted model, not a curated record